Acanthaster planci (crown-of-thorns starfish) is the source of this 8626-nucleotide messenger RNA. RefSeq names its product dedicator of cytokinesis 7 (gene dock7). The record is from RefSeq and is a predicted model, not a curated record. Gene Ontology annotation, molecular function: guanyl-nucleotide exchange factor activity. Gene Ontology annotation, biological process: positive regulation of GTPase activity; small GTPase-mediated signal transduction. NCBI's taxonomy places the organism in Eukaryota, Metazoa, Echinodermata, Asteroidea, Valvatida, Acanthasteridae.
UUGGCUCAGAGUCAUAUCAAGAUGGCGGCCUCCGGCGGAGGGAAGGGACAACGGGCUUUUGCCCAGAAAUUAAACAAGAAUCAACCUGCAGCUGACAUUCGGCGCCAGGUUUCUUCUCAUUACUCCGGCCGAGACUUGGCAAGGCUUGGAAUAGGAACAGCAGCUACAGGCACGGUUCCAUUAUCAGAGGUCGUUGACCCUUUGGAUUUUGAAGAAUUCCUAGAAGCAAAUCGAGCUCCAUAUAACAGAGACCCACUGCGUCACUUGUUGGAAUUUCCCGAUGACGACUUGCUGGUUACAUCUAAGACAAAAGAAUGCAGAACAGUCAACCAGCCCCUGCCAGAACCAGAUUCUGACAGUAACAUACAGGUGCGGGACUGUCUUCAAACAUACACCUGUGAUUGGGCAGUGGUCCUACGCCGGUAUCAGGACUGUGUGGCAGUGGAUCCCAAUAAAAAGGACACCCAGAGGAGCGUUGUAGAGGGCGCCUGUCAGCAGGUGUUUGAGGUAGAUGAGCAAGAACUUGAGGAGGAUAUACCUCAGUUUACCUUUGAUGAGGACAUGGGUUUUGAGAUCAUGAGCCCUGAUAUAUGGAAGAGUCUUCUGCCGUCCAGGUUCAAUUUGCCAAAGAAAAGGCCAGGGAAACGGUCAUCUAUCCACUUAGACAACACUCCCAGAGGGAGCUGGGCCUCCAGUAUCUUUGACCUCAAGAACACUGAGAGUGAUGCCUUACUUCCCCGUCUUCUGGAGCACACGCCCAUUGAUAGGCAAGACAGCAUCAAUGAGGAUGUUCGAGCCCAUAAUCGCCAAAGAGAUAUUUUUUGUCUUUAUCCUGUGGUUGAAGAGUCUGAGGCUAUUGAACGACGCAUGCCAGCUGAUGUGCCUAGAGAACAUUUUGGUUAUCGUAUCUUUGUCAAGUGUCUCACUCUCAAACUGGAUCUCGAAGUGGAACCAAUUUUUGCGUCCAUGGCACUGUACGAUGUCAGAGAGAAGAAAAAGAUUUCUGAGAACUUUUUCUUUGACCUGAACACGGAAGCCAUGAAGACAAUGAUUAAGAGUCACCUAGGCUACCCAGAUCCUUCCACCUUAGCUCGCAAUGCCAUCUUCUCCAUCACCUAUCCAACCAACGAUGUCUACUUGGUAAUCAAACUAGAGAAGGUCCUUCAACAGGGUGACAUCUCCGAGAGUGCUGAGCCUUACAUGAAAGAGCUGGAUAACCCAAAGCAUAUUGAGAAAGCAAAGGCAAAUGCUCGUUAUUACUGUGAGAAGCUGGGAGCUUAUCGCAUGCCCUUUGCUUGGACUGCCGUCCACCUUCUGAACAUCAUCAAUGGAGCAAACAGCAUUGAUCCCAAUCCUGAGAGUGCUGACAUGGAUAGAGCCAAGUCAAACAGUCUAGAUUUCAACCGCAAGAAGAGUGUCCCAGCUGACCAGAACUAUGGAUCAUUGCCGAGGAAAGGGGGAGAGGUGGGGCCAAGCAGUGGGCCCUCUGGAGGGGGCGGAGGAGCAAGUCUGAAGAGGAAUGGUUCAGAAAGGCGGAGCUUCUACAAGGUAGAGGAUGAAACAGGGAAUCUGGAAUCGUUCCAUCCAGUGACAAUUACAGUGUCAAGCUUCUUCAAGCAAGAAGGAGACAAGUUAUCAGACGAUGACCUGUACAAGUUUCUGGCUGACUUGAAACGACCAACAUCAGUUCUGAAAAGACUCAAGUGUAUCCCAGGUUCCCUGAAACUUGACAUCUCCCCAAUGCCUGAGAAUCCACCCUACUGCUUGACCCCUGACCUCCAACAGGUCAAACCUUACCCAGACAUGAGGACAAGACCAACCCGAGAAAUCCAGGAAUUCCCAUCCAGAGAUGUUUACCAUCCUCACAGCAUCUAUCGCAACCUGCUAUACGUCUAUCCCAACUCUCUCAACUACUCAAACCGAUCAGGCUCAGCUAGGAACAUUGCUGUCAAAGUUCAGUUUAUGGCUGGUGAGGAUCCCUCCACAGCUCUCAAGUGCAUCCUGGGUAAAUCCAGUUGUCCUGAGUUUUCUGACCAUGCUUAUACAUCGGUCACCUAUCACAACAAGUCACCUGAUUUCUACGAGGAGGUUAAGAUCAAGUUACCAGCUGACUUGGCUGAUUACCAUCAUCUGCUCUUCACUUUUUAUCACAUCAGCUGUCAACGUAAACAAGAUGUAACACCAGUGGAAACUCCAAUAGGAUACACUUGGUUUCCAAUGAUGCGUGAUGGUAGACUUCAAGUAGGUGACUUCAGUUUGCCAGUAUCCAUGGACGUGCCUCCCAUGGGUUAUUCCAUGCUCAGCCCAGAGUUACUCAAGUCACGUGCAUUGUCCAAGGCAGACAGCACCAGGACUCCUCAGGUGCAGCUGCCUACAAUGCGAUGGGUUGAUGGUCACAAACCACUGUUUACUGUGGAAAUCAAGGCAGUUUCCUCCAUCCAUGCACAGGAUGAAUAUGUGGACAAGUUCCUGAGUCGUUGCCACAAUGUAGAGGAAGGUAAGAUUCCUCGAAGCAUCGGUGAGCAAGACAUGAAGGCCAAGCUCGUGAAGAGCAUCAUGGAGCUAAACAAUGCUGUGGCUGAACCCUUGGUCAAGUUCCUGCCCAUCAUUCUGGACAAACUUAUCCUGAUGAUUGUUCGACCACCCAUCAUUGGUGGCCAGAUCGUUGACCAUGUUGGACAGCUUUGUUUUGAUACUAUUGCUGAGAUAGUGGACCGUAUCCACAUCCUUCUAGACAAGGGUCAAGACAGUCAUGGUCGGAAUUCCCUUCUUUGUUCCUUCAUCCAAUUUUACUUCAGGCCCCCAGAUACCGAUGAUGAAACUAUUGUCCAAGACAUCUCGCCACAAACCCCACCAUAUAAAUUCCGACUGCUAGGCAACUACGGUACCGUCGCUCGUUCCAAUAGCUUCACAGUCAAUCAGCGUUCAUCAUUGUUCUCAAGCACCAGUAGCUCCAGCCUAUCAGGGCCUGGUUCACCCGAUGAUGAAUUAGAAGGCAUGAUUCAUGGACGGUUCGGUAGCGAGCGGUACAAUGCACACUCCUUCAGUCGGUCUAGUCUCCUUGGUAACACCGGAAUGGGUAAUGUGCCAGUGAUGGGGCUUGGUAAUCGUGUGCCUCCAAAGAAGUUGGUUCAUGAGGAGAUUGCCCUGUUGUUAGUUGUCUCUAAUGGCUCAGCUAAAGAGAAAGUCCUCAAUCAUGCUUGGUUCUUCUUUGAACUCAUGGUAAAAAGUAUGGCACAGUUUCUCGCUGAAAAUGACCGAUUGGAUUCACCUAGGAAGACUCGGUUCCCUGAAGCCUACUGUCAGGAUAUCAGUAACAUCGUUACCAUUGUGACCACAGAUAUUGUUGCCAGAUAUAACAAGGAUGUACGUGCCAUGCAGCUACUCAAUGCUAGCCUGGCUUUUUUCCUGCAAGAUCUCCUCUCACUAAUGGACAGAGGAUAUGUAUUUGCACUCAUUAGGAACUACUGCAGAGAGGUUGCAAACAAGAUCACAGUCAUGACAGACCCUACCAGCUUGGCUCAACUCAAGCUAGAGUUCCUUCGUAUCAUCGUUAGUCAUGAACAUUACGUUACUCUCAAUCUGCCCUUCUUACAAUCUGAUGUGACAUCUCGUCCCCCAUCCCCUACCCCAUCUAUCAGUAGCAUGUCCUCAAUGAUGUCCUUAGCUUCUUCUCUGCCUACCAUCAUCAAUAAAUCCAAGAUGAUGCAACUGACACCCGAGUUCCGUCAACAACACUUUUUGACCGGAUUACUUCUGUCAGAUUUGGCCUGCGUACUGCAAACGCUGAACAGCAGUCUACAUCGUCAAGCUAUUGAUACUGUCUUCAAUCUCCUCAGUUCCCAUGACGCUGAUAAACGCUACCUAGAUGCCGACUGUCGUAUGAGAGUGGCUGCUCUCUAUCUUCCACUCCUAGGUAUUGUCAUGGAUGCUAUCCCUCAGCUAAACUGUCCAAGUGCUAGCUCUACCAAUCGGCCGUCAGCUGCCAUGGGAUACGAUGAUGCCGAGUUAGAUGGUUACCCAGUCAAUCAAUCUGUAGCUAUGGCCAUAGCGGGAACCAGUGUGUACGCUCGAUCUGAUGCCAAAGUGGAAUCUACUCCAUUACAGCGACCUCCUAGCCACACCAGACUGUCUGAGGAAUCCACUAAGGACCUGCUUCUGUGUGUCCUCUGGGUACUGAAGAAUUUAGAUCCAUGUACUCUGCAUAACUCAUGGGUGGACUUAUCAGUCAGUCGCAUCAACAAGCUCCUUGAUGUGCUGUAUUAUUGCAUCUGUUGCUUUGAGUACAAGGGACGGAAGAUGAUCUACAGACGACAGUCCAGACUGUCAUUGAAGAAGCAAGAUGUGAAACAACGUCUUGAAGAUGCCAUUCUUGGGACAUCUAAUGCUCGUAGUGAGAUGAUGCAAAGACACAGCAGACAGGGAUCUGGCUCAUUAGACAGACAUUUCAAUCCGGCUUUGGGACAAUCUGAGAAGCUAAGAUGGCGUAAAGACAAAACUCAUUGGAAGCAAGCGGUGGAGACGCAGUCUGAAAGGCCUAAAUCUGAGCUGGAGCAUGAUGCUAACCUAGAGGGCCAUCUUUCUACUGAGGUUUCGUUGGUGGUUCUUGACACUAUUGAGCUUUUGGUUCAGUCUAUCCAGAACACUGACCACCUGCAGGGCUGUUUGACAGGUGUCAUGGAGGUUCUGUUACACUCUCUUGCCUGUAACCAGAGCGUUAUUGUACUGCAGAAUAUUCUGGCUACUCAGAGAUCUCUGGUGUUUAAGUACCCAGAGCUACUCUUUGAGGAAGAGACAGAGCAAUGUGCUGAUUUGUGCCUGAGAUUGUUGAGUCAUUGCAGUUCCUGUAUCAGCACAGUCAGGUCCCAUGCUAGUGCCUCACUCUACCUGCUGAUGAGACAGAACUUCGAGAUCGGAAAUAAUUUUGCAAGGGUCAAGAUGCAAGUGACCAUGUCCUUGUCCAGUCUGGUAGGAACUCAGACCAACUUCAAUGAGGAGUACCUCCGUCGGUCACUCAAGACCAUUCUGAUAUAUGGAGAGGAGGACAUUGAGUUGCAAGAAACAGAUUUCCCUAAACAGGUGCGAGAUCUUGUGUUUAAUCUUCACAUGAUCCUGUCAGAUACUGUCAAGAUGAAAGAAUUUAAUGAAGAUCCAGAGAUGUUGGUUGAUCUGAUGUAUCGUAUUGCCAAGGGAUAUCAGACAUCACCGGAUCUACGCUUGACUUGGCUACAGAACAUGGCAGGCAAACAUACAGAACACAAAAACCACACAGAAGCUGCACACUGCCUGGUUCAUUCUGCUGCCCUGGUUGCUGAAUAUCUACAUAUGCUGGAGGACAGACCUUAUCUGCCCAUAGGAUGUGUUACAUUUGAGAAAAUCUCUUGUAAUGUUCUUGAGGAGAGUGCUGUGUCUGACGAUGUGGUUUCACCUGAUGAGGAAGGCAUCUGUACAGGCAAAUAUUUCACUGAGAGUGGUUUAGUGGGAUUAUUGGAACAUGCUGCUGCAUCCUUUAAUCUGGCUGGCAUGUUUGAAGCUGUUAAUGAGGUGUACAAGAUCUUGAUCCCAAUCCAUGAAGCUAACAGAGACUACAAGAAACUUGCUAUCAUCCAUGGCAAGUUACAGGAAGCUUUCAAUAAGAUUGUUCAUCUGGGUGGAAAGCGUCUCUGGGGAACAUUUUUUCGUGUUGGUUUCUACGGCUCUAAAUUUGGUGACGUGGAUGGAGAGGAAUUCAUUUACAAGGAACCGGCAAUCACUAAAUUGCCUGAGAUAGCUCAUCGACUGGAGAGUUUCUAUGGUGAUCGUUUUGGUGCUGAAAACGUAGAAGUGAUCAAGGAUUCCAAUCCUGUUGACCAGACCAAGCAAGAUCCAGAGAAAGCUUACAUUCAGGUCACCUACGUGGAGCCAUACUUUGACUUCUAUGAAACAUUGCAACGACCAACGUUCUUUGACCGCAACUACAACAUCAGGAGGUUUAUGUUUGCUACACCUUUCACCAAGUCAGGUAAGGCUCAUGGUGACAUCCGUGAGCAAUACAAGAGGAAGACAGUUUUGACAACAGCCAAGGCUUUCCCUUACAUCAAGACCAGAGUGGCUGUGGUCCACAGGCAGGAGAUUGUCUUGUCCCCUGUUGAAGUGGGUAUUGAAGACCUUCAGAAGAAGACUAAGGAACUAACAGUAGCCACACAUCAAGAACCUCCUGAUGCUAAGAUGCUACAAAUGGUGUUACAAGGAUGUAUUGGGACAACAGUGAACCAGGGUCCUAUGGAGGUAGCAUUGGCAUUCCUUAGUGAUAACACAGAUGGCAAACAGCUAGACAAGCACACCAACAAACUCAGAUUGUGCUUCAAGGAGUUCUCCAAGAAGUGUGGAGAUGCCCUCCGCAAAAACAAGAAUCUGAUUGCUCUAGACCAACGAGAAUAUCAGAAAGAGUUGGAACGGAAUUACCACCGCUUCACUGACCGCUUGAUGCCGCUUAUCUCUAACCCAGGCCGGGUAGGUGGAGGAACGUUGCGUAAGAGUGGUAGGAAAGAUCGACGAAGUAAAGGCUCCAUGACCAAGAUCAUUAAAACGAGUGAGACGCUGUAAAGAGGGUUAGGGCUACAGUUUGGAGAUGUGUAACAUUCGACAUGGAGUAUAUCUCUGGUCUGCAUGAAGUUAAGGGUUGGAGAAUAUCAGGACUCAAGAUAUAAGUCAAGGCUUCUUGCUAUAGUGUCUGUCUAUAUGUGGCAGGUAGCUGGGAGGAAAUACUUGGAUUUGAAUUGAUGAAAACUUGACAUGCAAAAAGUUAGGAAAUCUGCAAAAAACUUUGAAAGCUAUUAAAUUUCUUGACCAAACAGUAACAUGCUUUGUAUUUAAUUGAGAAAACCCUGUAUUUAAACCCUUAGCACUAUUUUAAUUUUUGUAUAUAACUCAGUUUGAACAUAGAGAUUCCCACCUUGUUAUCCAUUUUUUUUUCCUGCAUGAAACAAUGUAUCAAUUUGCAUUUUUUUAGAGAUUUUUUUAUUGUAAGCAAACUCAGUCUGACAUCUAUCAAUGCCAAAGUGCAGGCAAUCUACAGAUCGUUAUGUAUGUCACACAUUUGAAUUGCUGGUAAGUUUCUCUUUCAGUAAAGGCUUUUUAAAUGUUUACGAUGCAUUGUUUUUCUGUGAUCUGUUUAGUUUCACAAAGGUCUACCACUGUUAUUAAUUGACUGUAUUUCACUUUCAUAUUAACUUUUGUUUGAUUGACAGAAACAAAUUGUUCCCUAAUACAACAAUUUACUUGAAGGGUAAUGAGAGGAAAUGGGUGUGCAGUGUUCAUUGGGUUACAUUUUUUACCCGCUGGUAAAAUCUUGUGGUGGAUUUGUUGAGUAGCAAAAUUUUCAAACAACUGCCCGGUGCUGAAUUGGUUCUUAACAAGGCAACAGUUUACAGGCAGAAGUAAUGAGAAAUAUCAAUUAUGAUUAGAUUCAUCAGAUUAAGCUGGGAAAGCAAAAUGUUGAUCUACAUGAAAAAAGCACCCUUAAAUACUGACUUCAUUUUGAUUUUAUCCUUGGCCCAUCCCUGAUCACAUUGUGGUUUUUAGGUUUUUUGGUGUUUAGUGCAAUAGUGUGAGUACACGUAUCCCUGUAUUUAUCUUGCAAAAUAUGAAUGGUAAGUCACUGCAACCAUACACUUAAAACAAGUUGAAUUUUUCCAGUAAGUUACACAUCUCUCAUACAGCGUCUUUAAUAACUUCCAUUUUAAUAAAAGUUCUUUAGUGCGUGCACACUGUGCUUUUAUUAAGUCGCUGUAUUUCCAUUUAAUGUUACCCAUUUAUUCUUACGUUAUACAGUAAGUAUUCCAUUGACAGCAUUAUACAUGUAAACUACAAAUCUUUGUUUAAUGUACUCUACUGAUGCAUGUAUGGUAUACAUAAACAGGUUGUUUAAGAUGAGGCUAGGCACAUUUAGCAGAAGUUUCUUGAAGUCUUACAAGAAUGGAACAAACUUCUUUGGAGAUGUUACCAUUCAGCAUGAGUUUGAGAUCCAAAUUUGUAUGACGGUUUUUGCAGUCUUAAUUGAAGUACAUGAAGAAUUGUGUUGUAAGGAUAAGCAGGGCAGAAAAUUAGAAUCUAAUUAGAAUCUAGUUUUCCUUUUGUAAUAUUAUUGUCGUCGAAAUUGCCAGAUUUGUGAAUGAAAAAGAAAUAGUUUAAAAGAGUACAGUAUUCUCUGUUUCAAAUGGAGUUCAUAUAUCCUGUUUAUGCGGUAGAAAUGGUUUGCUACAUUCAUUCUUUAAUUAAUUCUAACCCCCUAUGGGGUAGGUAAAAUCAUAUUGAAAUCGGGGGAUUUGUGACUGUUCCGGUUCUAAUACAUUCAUGUUUCCUACAUUUUUUAAAAACACUUUAUCUUAAGAAGGAAAUUUAGUGCAAGUGGAAGUAUAUACUUUAAAGCAAAAAAACAGACACGUGUGAAAUGCAUCCAAUUUGAUGGCCACGGCAGUAUUCAUAAAAAUCAUUACAAAUUUUAAUUUUGUAGAAAACCUAAAAAUCUUAAUUCUUUUAAUUUCAGUCAAAAUGGCCCAGCUAAUUCUAAUCAAAUGAAACCUAAAAAUGUUCAUGUUUGCGUAUGUUCAUUAAAAUGGCAAGGCUAACCCCUUGAAAAUAGUAA